GCGCCACCUAAACGGUUUUCUGAAAAGCUCCGCUACUUGUUUGUGUGUUUUAAGUAGUGUCAUAUGGUAUAUGUUCGGUCUCAAUGCGUAACGUAGAAUGCACUUCAUCUAAUAAAAACCACCAGUAAUAUGUCGACUUGCAUUUACAUAUUUAAAUCUAAAACCAGGGCUCGGUAGCAGAAAUCUCCUGCAUUAGCUGGAAGAUCAUUUAGCCGUUCUGCCUCACUGCUGUGCUGAAAUAUCAGAAGAUUAUCGCCAUGCCGCAGAUUUCGGUCAGUUACAUUUUACUAUGCGGGCAGUUCUUGUUGCUCCUCACAGUGCUGCUUUUACAGUGUCUGAAUGGGAUUCAUUCUCAAAACUCAACCGAGCCACCCGGAAACAGAGUGACGACCAGCAAAUCAAUUCUGUAUAGCGAACCACCUGAAGAAAAUGUGACGGACAGUGUUAUACCGACAGAAACAUCAAAUCAUACGGAACAAUAUGAAUACAGCCCUCCAUCACCAGUCGUCCUUUGUCGAUACCUACCAGAGGAAUUCAUAUUCUGUCAAGAUCCAGUUGAUCAUGGGGGAAAUGUCUCUGCCUUUCAGGAAUUGGGCUAUGGAUGUGUGAAGUUCGGAGGUCAAGUGUACAAAGAUGUGAACCAUACCCUGGUUUUGUGUUCAGCGCUAGAUGAUAUAGAGUGCGCUGGACCCAGGGAGUUUCUCAGAGGCAAUGAGCCUUGUAUUAAAUACACCGGACACUACUUCAUUACCACCCUACUGUACUCAUUUUUCCUGGGAUGUUUCGGGGUUGAUCGAUUCUGUCUUGGACAUACUGGGACUGCAGUGGGAAAGCUGCUUACUCUGGGGGGUCUUGGUAUCUGGUGGUUUGUGGACCUCAUUCUCCUGAUCACAGGGGGGCUGACACCCAGUGACAGCAGCAAUUGGUGCACUUUCUACUGACAAAGUGGCUUUAUCUGACUCAAGGAUAUAUUAAAUGCACUGUCUGUUUAUUAUUUGUAAAAUGUAAAAUACUGUUUCUUUAUUUGUAACGUGAAUAAAAUCAUCUAAGAGUCAAACUCUUAAU
Xyrauchen texanus (razorback sucker) is the source of this 1065-nucleotide messenger RNA. RefSeq names its product TM2 domain containing 2 (gene tm2d2). The coding region runs from base 258 to 941 and encodes 227 amino acids. The record is from RefSeq and is a predicted model, not a curated record. The transcript is spliced from 4 exons. Lineage: Eukaryota; Metazoa; Chordata; Actinopteri; Cypriniformes; Catostomidae.